AUGGCCGCUACUAGAAUCGUCAAGGUUGGAAUCAUAGGUUGUGGCGAGAUUACACAGGUGGCACACAUCCCAACCUUGUGCUUUCUUUCCCACCUGUUCACUAUCACGUACUUGUGCGAUGUCUCGGCGGAGUCCUUGAAGCACAAUGCUCAGAAGGUUAUUAACCACAUCCCCCAGACGACGCAGAACCCUGCCGAGCUUUGUGCGUCGCCGGAAGUCGAACUGGUCUUCAUCGCCAGUUCAGACGAAUAUCAUGCGAUCCAUGUCAUUGAAGGGCUGAGGCAUGAUAAGCAUGUCUUCAUCGAGAAGCCGAUGGCCUUGUGCAUGAGGGAUGCGGAUGCCAUCAUUGAGGCUGAGCAGAGAUCGAAGGGCAGAGUCAUGGUCGGAUACAUGCGUCGAUAUGCUGCUGCCUUUCUUGAUGCAGUGGCAGAGAUUGGCGGCAUGGACAGAAUCCUAUAUGCUCGAGUUCGAGACAUAAUAGGCCCAAACAGCCACUUUGUUGCUCAAUCUGGGACUUUCCCCAGAGUCUUCACGGAUUUCUCACCAGAAGUCGUCAAAGACAAGAAUGACAGAGCGUCCGACAUAGCACACCAGGCACUGUCAGCCGAAUGCGGCCUAACCGUGACUGCCGAGUCAACGAGGAUGUGGCGGCUACUCGGUGGUCUGGGCUCUCACGACUUAUCAGCAAUGAGAGAGGCAUUAGGAAUGCCGCAACGGGUAAUUGGUGCCUCUCUCAAGCUGCCAUUCUGGAGUGCGUUGCUUGAAUACCGUAAUUUCUCUGUGACAUACGAGUCUGGGCUCGACAGCGUUCCUCGAUUCGAUGCUCACAUUGAGGUGUACAGCAUGACGAAGACUGUCCACGUGAAAUACGACACACCCUAUAUCAAAGGUCUACCAGUUACAAUGACAAUCAGUGAGAAUGUCGAUGGGGUAUAUAAAGAAUCGACCUCUAUACGGACGUACGAGGAUCCGUACACCCUCGAGAUGAAGGAAUUGUAUCAGGUGGCUGCGAAUGGGAAAGAGGUGAAAACAACAGCAAAGGAUGCAAAGCAGGACCUGGAGAUAUUCCAGAUGAUAAUGAAGGCGGGAUCUGGAUGA
This is a messenger RNA of Cladophialophora yegresii CBS 114405, 1098 nucleotides long. RefSeq lists its product as uncharacterized. Bases 1 to 1098 code for a protein of 365 amino acids. Gene Ontology annotation, cellular component: cytoplasm. Gene Ontology annotation, molecular function: nucleotide binding; oxidoreductase activity. Lineage: Eukaryota; Fungi; Ascomycota; Eurotiomycetes; Chaetothyriales; Herpotrichiellaceae. The transcript has 3 exons. Gene Ontology annotation, biological process: NADPH regeneration. The record is from RefSeq and is a predicted model, not a curated record.